Bacillus rossius redtenbacheri is the source of this 9526-nucleotide messenger RNA. RefSeq names its product importin subunit beta-1 (gene Fs(2)Ket). Gene Ontology annotation, cellular component: nucleus; cytoplasm. Gene Ontology annotation, biological process: protein import into nucleus. The record is from RefSeq and is a predicted model, not a curated record. The coding region runs from base 120 to 2783 and encodes 887 amino acids. Lineage: Eukaryota; Metazoa; Arthropoda; Insecta; Phasmatodea; Bacillidae. Gene Ontology annotation, molecular function: small GTPase binding; nuclear import signal receptor activity. The transcript has 14 exons.
AUUCUUACGCGGAUGUUCAUUUCGUUGUACAUGUGGGCGAUUGCCGGUUGGGGAUUCUGUGGAACAAUUUUUCAGUCUUCUGGAUUUAGCGAGAUAAUUAAUAAUUUGAGAUACGAACAAUGAAUCCAGACGCUUCAUUGCAACUUAUUCAAAUAUUAGAAAAGACUGUUUCUUCAGAUAAAAAUGAGUUGGAAGCAGCUCAAACUUUUCUGGAGCAAGCUUCCCAAAACAAUUUGCCGGAGUUCGUCAAGACCCUGUCGGACAUCCUGCACCAUGGGGGCAACAGCCACGUGGCACGCAUGGCCGCCGGCCUGCAGCUCAAGAACACGCUCACCGCCAAGGACCAGGCCGUCAAGACGCAGUACCAGCAGCGCUGGCUCUCCUUCCCCGAGGACAUCCGAGUCUACGUCAAGAAGAAUAUCCUGUCGGCGCUGGGCACGGAGAACAGCCGGCCGAGCGCGGCGGCACAGUGCGUGGCGAACGUGGCGGUGGCAGAGCUGCCCGUCGGCCAGUGGACCGACCUGAUCCCGCUGCUCGUCGGCAACGUGGUGGGCUCCACUGCCACCGAGAUGCUGAAGGAGGCCACGCUCGAGGCCAUUGGCUACAUCUGCCAGGACAUCGAACACGAGGUGCUGGUGAGCCAGUCCAACCAGAUACUCACGGCAAUCAUCCACGGCAUGCGGCAGACGGAGCCCAGCAACCAUGUCCGCCUGGCCGCCACGACUGCGCUGCUCAACUCGCUCGAGUUCACCCGAGCCAACUUCGACAAAGAGUCGGAGCGCAACUUCAUCAUGGAGGUGGUGUGCGAGGCGACGCAGUCCACAGACACGCAGGUGCGGGUGGCAGCCCUGCAGUGCCUCGUGAAGAUCAUGACUCUGUACUACCAGUACAUGGAGACUUACAUGGCGCAGGCGCUCUUCCCGAUAACCCUGGAGGCGAUGAAGUCGGACAUAGACGAGGUGGCGCUGCAAGGGAUUGAGUUCUGGUCGAACGUGAGCGACGAGGAGGUGGACCUGGCCAUCGAGGACACGGAGGCGGCGGAGGCGGGGCAGCCGCCCGCCCGCACGUCGCGCUUCUACGCCAAGGGCGCGCUGCAGUACCUGGUGCCGGUGUUGGUGCAGAAGCUGACCAGGCAGGAGGAGUACGACGACGAGGACGACUGGAACCCCAGCAAGGCGGCGGGCGUGUGCCUCAUGCUGCUGGCGACCUGCUGCGAGGACGACAUCGUGCCCUACGUGCUGCCCUUCGUCAAGGACAACAUCAAGAGCGCGGACUGGCGCUUCCGCGACGCUGCCCUCAUGGCCUUCGGCUCCAUCCUCGGGGGGCUGGACAACCUGACCUUGAAGCCGCUGGUGGAGCAGGCCAUGCCCACGCUGAUCGAGCUGAUGCACGACCCCAGCGUGGUGGUGCGCGACACGGCCGCCUGGACGUUCGGCCGCAUCUGCGAGAUCAUCCCGGAGGCGGCCAUCAACGAGACCUACCUGAAGCCCCUGCUGGAGUCGCUGGUGACGGGGCUGAAGGCGGAGCCGCGCGUCGCCGCCAACGUGUGCUGGGCGUUCACCGGCCUGGCGGACGCCAGCUACGAGCACGCCGAGGGCACGGACGAGGGCAAGGCGCAGCCGGAGACCUACUGCUUGUCCCAGUACUUCGAGUUCAUCGUGCAGCGUCUGCUGGAGACCACGGACCGCGCCGACGGCGCCCAGGCGAACCUGCGGUCGGCGGCAUACGAGGCGCUGAUGGAGAUGGUGAAGAACUCGCCCAAGGACUGCUACGUUACGGUCCAGAAGACGACGAUGGUGAUCCUGGAGAGGCUGCAGCAGGUGUUGCAGAUGGAGUCGCACAUCCAGUCGCACAGCGACCGAGCGCAGUACAACGACCUGCAGAGCCUGCUGUGCGCCACGCUUCAGAGCGUGCUGCGCAAGGUGACGCCCGAAGACGCGCCCCAGAUCUCGGACGCUAUCAUGACGGCGCUGCUGCAGAUGUUCAACUCGAACUCGUGCAAGGCGGGCGGAGUGCAGGAGGAUGCACUGAUGGCAGUGUCGACUCUGGUUGAGGUGUUGGGCGAGGGCUUCCUCAAGUACAUGGAGGCGUUCAAGCCCUUCCUCUGCCUGGGCCUGAAGAACCACGCGGAGUACCAGGUGUGCGGGGCUGCGGUGGGCCUGACAGGCGACAUCUGGCGGGCGCUGAAGGGCAAGGUUCUGCCGUACUGCGACGAGAUCAUGAUGCUGCUGCUGGAGAACCUCGGGGACAACUCUGUUCACCGGUCGGUGAAGCCACAGAUCCUGUCUGUCUUUGGGGAUAUAGCUCUGAGCAUUGGUCCGGAAUUCAAGAAAUACCUGGAUGUGGUUCUGCGGACUUUGGUCCAGGCGUCCCAGAUACACGUCACGAAGUCAGACUACGACAUGAUCGACUACCUGAACGAGCUGCGCGAGGGCGUGCUGGAGGCGUACGUGGGCAUCGUCCAGGGCCUGAAGGGGGACGGCCCUGCCCCCAGCCAGGACGUGCUGCUCCUGGAGCCCCACGUCGCCUUCAUCGUGCAGUUCGUCACGGUGGUGGCGCAGGACGUGGACAAGUCGGAGGGCAACGUGGCCGCCUGCGCCGGUCUCGUGGGUGAUCUGUGUGCAGCGUUUGGCGUGAAGAUCCUCCCACUUCUGGACGUGGAGCCAAUCACAGACCUGCUGACCCAGGGGCGGCGAUCACGCGUCAACAAGACCAAGACGCUAGCCACGUGGGCGACAAAGGAGAUCCGUAAGCUCAAGAACGCCGUCACUUCUAGCUGGUGAGUAGCUCUCUUUCUCUCUCCUUUUCGCUCUCGUGGGAAAGUUAAGUUGGUUUGCAUUCAAACCAAUUUUGAAUUAAAUCCAUGCUUACGAUCUACACGCUUCUGAUAUUGUACAUCAUACACAUGCAGAUUAAAUAUGUAAGGUGCCUUUCUCAUUCUCUCUUAUUCAUUUAUCAUCAUAGUGGUCCAUUACCGUGGAAAUGUAAAAUGGCAUUAUCCUAAAUUGGUUUGAAAUCAAAUUUCAACUCUAAUUUUACGUAUGUUUGCACGCACUUAGCUUUGUAGUACUUAAAUUUAAAGAUGAGUACGGUAAAACCCUGUUGUUACGACCUCGUUUAUCACAACCAUUUCUCUAUUAUGACUAGGGCCUGGAAUUUUUCGCGAUCGCGAAUUUUGCGAAUUUCGCAUGAAAACGCGAAAAGUAAGUACAUUCGCGAAAACCACAACAUUUCUAUAUUACACUGCGAAUAUAUCCCCGAAAAGUACCAUUACAAUAGAAUCCCGCCGAUGCGAGCCCCCUCUGAUGCGUCCAUUCCGUUUAUAUGAACGUUUUUUGAGAAAACAUGAAAAAUUUGAGCAGAGAAAGUCGAAAAUUUGAGUAAAAUCGGCUGAAAAACAAGUCUGUUACUCUUUGUUGGGCUCUAUGCGUUCACGUUUAUCUUGGCGAGAGCUGUACUGUAAGCAGCCAGGCAUACAAAAGACGUCUAAAAAUAGAUACCACCCCUCUAGACUGGCCACGCGGCAGUGUCUACACGAGCUGGGCGCCUCCACUAUCACAUGAAAAGCCAUCUCAGCUGUCAUGUUAUCUUACCCGCCCGGCGGCUUGAUGUCAUACGUGACGUGACGCGACGCUUACCUCUCCCAUCCCCUGCUAAUUCUUCAAGGCUCAUCCCUCCCAGAGCCACAAACCAUGUAAAAACAACACCACCACCCCCCCCCCCCCCCCCCUUUUUAACAGCUUACAUUUCAACACAUUCCCUCCCUUAUUUCAACCUUCUGCGUGAGAAACUGUCAGCGUGUUUUUUUUUUUUUUUCUCUUUUUUUUUACGCUGCGAAGGGACGUGGAAAAGAUAAUUGCUUGAGCUGUCAAAAUAAACAUCGCUGACGGCAAGGGCGGGAGCGCAUCCUGUCGGUCUGUCGCUGUGAUUAUCUUCUCCAAAAACAUGUCACAGCAUUUCAGGAUAGCAUUGUUCUUGUUUAUUUCGUUUAUAGCCGAAUGUUUUCUACUUGAUCCACACAAGGUUAAAGUAUCCUUUAACCCAAGUCUUGUGUUUCAGCAUAAUUACCUUAUUUUUACAUAAGCCGUGUUCGUGUAUGGUUUUGAUGCUCAAAAUUGAUCUGGGGUAUAGUUCACACUAAGUUUCUUCUCAUUUGUGCGCUGGGGUUUGUUUAAGUGGCAACCCCGUGUUCCUCCACUCCAUUAAAUACAAGCAUAUCAGUAUCAGAAACAUGGGUUUUAUUGUACUGACAAUAGCACAGUGAUGUGCAAAUUUUGCAACUGUAAAGUUUCAUGGGAUAGAAAAGAUUUCAUUGACAAACACCUAAAGUCGGCUAAGCAUGUGGCAUUGGCAGCAAAAAAAAAAAAAAAAAUGUAGUUGCAAACAUCUAUAGCAACGUGUCUGUUUUGUGUAACUGUUUUGGAUUUAAUUGGCUGUUAUUAUGCAUAUUAGCCUAUUCCUAGUAUACAUGGAUUGUUUAUUAAAUAUGUAAGCUAUUAUAUUCAAUAACUGCACAAUUUAGUCAACAUUUAAAAUACCAGUAAAAUUUCCAUUGCAUAACGAAAAUACCGACUUUAAACCACCGCUUUUCUAAUUUGAAAGUACCGCUUUUUGCAUAUUGAAAACACCGAAAUUUUCCAGGCCCUAAUUAUGACUCCUUUAUCAGGAAUUAUGAAACGUUUUGUUAAAAAUUCAAAUUUUUGAAGAAAUUUUCUGAAAAAAAUUUUAAAGUGUGAUGUUCUACGUUUCUUUUACCAAGUGAUGUGCUGCACGUGGCACAGUAGACACCCCCUACCCCUUGUUGAUACUCUUAAUAAUAGUUCCGUGGCAUUGGAUGUCUUUCGUGACUGACAUUAAAAUUUGCCUUUCUGUUCAUAAAAACCAUUAAGUAAGGACUUAUUUAGUAGAAAAAUAACCUACUAUAAACAAACAUGGAUAUGUUAUGAAUUUUUUUUGAAAUCAUAUUAAAAAGAAAUAUUAGAAGUAGAAUAAUUUAUACGUACUACAUAUUUCCUUACCCAAACUUGAAGUCAAAUUGAUACCAACCUCAGUUGAUAUAUCUUUUGUUCAAUUUUUUUUUUAUGGCAAUUCCUGAGCCUUUGGAAUAAUGUACAGAGUUGAUUUGAUGAUUGGUUUUCAUGUGCAAAAAUGGCAUCUGAGCAUGAAUGCAUAAGAGUGGAUCUUGUAAAAGGUGCUGAAAGUGGUGUGUGGCGUAAAUUUUUAGGAGGGGGGAACUGCUUGUGAAUUUAAACAAGUGAGCUUAGUGAACUUAGGCAUAGACACCACUUGUCAUUGAAACUGCUUCAACUGUCAUGUUAAGUUGACUGGCCAUGAUAAAUAUAUAAUGAUAAAUACAAAAUUCAGUUUGUCUAAAGAUAAUCUGUAAUCAAGUCCUCUUUUACGGCACAUCGUUGCCAAGAGGUUCCAACCCCCACAAUGACUGUUAUUUAUGGUCACGUAGUUUGUACUGAAGUAUUUUGUAACCCACUACACACAAUAUUGGAGAUUCUGUUUUCUUAGGCACUUAGUAGUUAUGGUUAAUACCAAUCAGUAUCAAGCAUUGUUUUGUUUUUCCUACUUGUAAAGAAAGCAUUACUUAAGCUUGGUUUUGACAAGUGUUCCUGAUGUUUAGGUUCAAAUGGUUUUGUCUUUUUUCGAAAAAUUUUACUAUUAAUAACUACAUAACAGCAUUUAUCGUGGUAACAUAUUCUUUUGAUAAAAAUUUUAACUAAGAAAUUAAACCUCUAUACUAAUUCCUGAGCUCAAAUGUUAAACAUAUUCCCUUAUCUAUUUAAACUUACUAAAAAAAACAGACCUGGAAUGAAAGCUAACUAAAAUAAAACAGACCUGGAAUGAAAAAUGGUUUUGUAUAUAAUAUAGAAUAUAAUUCAUUCAAAAAUUAUAAUUUCAUAGAAUGUAACUCCAACUCCUUAAAAUGAAAAUAUAUAGAAAGCCGCUGCUUCCAUAUGUUUGUAAAUAUUAUUGUGGGUUUGUACGUAACCAUUUUUCCUGCCCAGGAGUUGAGAGGUUACGAUUGGAGCAGUUUCACUGCUGGUGUGCUGAAAUCUUGAAAAUUUUCACAGAUACAGAGGUGUGGUCAUCUUCAACCUUAAUACUGAAGCUUCAGCAAAUAUAUACUGUUGCUAUACAGUUGAUAAAUGUAUUUAAUUUUGUUUAAAGAAAUUUGCCAUAUUUGUAGGGGUGUGCGAUAAUUGUAAAAAAAAAAAGUUCCAAAUUUCAGUUAAUUAACUAUUAGAAUUUGAUCAUAAAAAAAUGUUGUUUUGAGUAAUCCAUUUUUCACCAACUUUUAUUAUUGUCUUAUAUAAUUUAUCAAUUAUGUUCACAUCUAUGCAUACCACACUGCAUGUUCAAAGGGUUUAUUCCAAGAAAUUAAAUGAACCAUCCAAUUAAAUCAACAUUUCCUGGUAGCUUGAUGGUAGAAAAUAAACAAUGCUAUUUCCAAAUGAAACAACAUAGCAGGAAUGCCAAAACCUACCGUAUUUUUUAGAAACGUUUUGCUAUCAUUUGUAAAACUUAAUAUCCCAAACAUUUUAAAUUUAAUUCAAUUAUAAUCUUUUCUGAAUUUUUUAUCAUCACAGUUAAUCACUGAGCUUUGCCCAUCACCGCUGUUUGAGAUUAAAAUUAAAUUACUUUCCUGUUUUCUCACUUUUUUGUGUAACCAUGUGGUAUAUUGGUAACCAAAUUAUGAUAAAAGUUUUCAAAAUCUUUCAUGUUGUCUUUAUGAUGAAAAUUUGUACACAGUUUUGCUACCACGUAAAAAAGGCUAACUGAACCAGUUUUUUUAGUAUUCAUUAUUUACAGACAAAAAUCUAUGAUUACCCCCAAUGCAUAUUGAUUUGGACUUAAUCUUUAUGCAUGUAGUCAGCCAUUGUCCUUGGGUGCUGGUUAGGCCUAAUCUAUGUUGUGUUCCUUAAAAAUUUAAAAUAAGGAAUUAUAGUUUUUAAUUUUAAGUUAAUCAAAGUUGAUAACCGUGUAUGGAUACCGGGCAAUGUGGUGGAGAGUAGAGUUCUCAUGAGUUUGCAACGUAACGAACCAAAGGCUUAAAAAAUAUUAGUGUAAACUUUUACUUCUUUACCAGCAACAAGUAAACUGCAGAAUGAAAAAUUUAUCAUGUGUGUUCUGAAUUCUCGAAAAGGUACUGUGUUUUCUCGCAUAAUCGGCGCACAUUUUAUUCUAAAAUCAAGUUUGAAAAGUAUGGGUGCGACGAUUAUGCGGGGAAAAAAAAUUUUGUUAGGUAAAUUAUUCAUUAAAAAAAACCGUUCAUAGAAAGUACAUUUAUUUAUAAUAAAUUAAAAAAAGGUGGAGUAUACAAGGGCACACCAAACAAUUUAUAUUAAUAAUUCAUUAAACAAAUACCUUUCUUUAACUUUUAAUAGGAAACCCAAACUGUAACGCGAACGCAGGCCACUUGAAUCUGCGACGUGAACUAAAGCGUAACUAUUGUCGUAGUACACAUUUACCACGAAAGAAUGCGGGCCAUCAAAUGUAGUUAACUUGGCACUCGACAGAGAGCGCGCGCUGCAUGCAAUCUGCGAGACAUCGAUAUUCGACUACGUGCGCGCGCUCUGUACGGGAAGCAACAUAACCAAACAUGAAUGAUGACAACUAGCGCUGGCUACAUGCUCACGAGCGGUACACCGCGGCGAUGCAGACGAUCAGAUAAGGGAAAUAACAUUUCAAAAUGUCUUUAAAAGAAAAUUUACACGUCAGACAACUUUGUAUUUCCGUUAAUUAAAUAAUUAAGUGCUAAUGUCUGAAUAAAUGUUAGAUUUCUACUUUAAAAUACAUUGUUUGAUACGGAAAAGAUAUCUACACCGGUACGCCGUGGCAAAGCAGAUGAUCAGAUGAAGAUAAUAACGUUUAAAAACAUCUUUAAAAGAAAAUUUACACGUCAGGCAACUUCGUAUUUCCGUUAAUGAAAUAAAUAAGUGGUAAUUUCCGAAUAAAUAUUCCUAGUUUAAAAUUAGUGAUGGGUCGAGACUCGAAAAAUCGAGCGAGUCGAGUCGAGCCGGCGAAACUAAACUCGACUCGAAAACCGAGUUGAUUAAGAUCGUGUCCUCGAGUCUCGUCAAAGUUUAGUUUUUGGCUCGACCAUAAUUUUCCACAUUUUCCAAUCGUGAAGGUACUUAUUUGAAACCAUGGACUUUAAAAUAAAAUAAAAUGUAUUAUUUAGGCCUACCUAGUGGAAAACCUCUGAUCCAACACUGAAAACCUUGAAAAUAAGGUCGGAAUAUUAUUUAUUUUCGAUCGUGUAUAACCGCAAACAGUGCAUCCCAUCAUUCAAUAUGCACUUAAUACUUCUAAUUCCAACAAAAUACCUUUAUUUAACUAUAACGGAAUUAAAAAAUGUUCUCUAGAUUCAGUCAUGAACAAGACCGCGAACAUCGUUAAUAUUUGGGCAGCUUUGGAAGUAAAUAAUAUUUACUACUAAACACUAGAUAGCCGCCAUUUUAACUCUGGGCCAAUGGCCUACGUAAGUCAUCUUACAGCCAGGGAAUGUUGCCACUUUGACAAAUCAAUAUCAACAAUAAUUGAAAUCUCCAACCAGUUUUCCAUGGCCGAACGGAAAAUUGAGGCUGUUGAUGUUUAUGUUUAAACUUGAAAGUAAUGUUUGCGUCGCCGGCGUCGUACUAAUCAUAAACAGUUUAGUAUUAGUGGAAUGGAUAUGUUUGUACGGCUUGGGACGUCACAAAGUGACGAACAGAAAUCAAGAGCAGAGAUUUGGGAAUUUUUUGAAAAAAUUGAUCAUCAGAUAGCUAGACUCAAGUGCUGCAAAAAAAUUUACAACACUCCGUCAUCAACAACUUCAAGUCUGAUUCGUGACUUGGAUGUGCAUUUUUACUUAAGUGUCAGUAUGAAGAUAUAAAAAAGACAAAAAAUCAAAAUGUGUAGUGCAACCUUUAAUAAUUAUAUUAUAUUGAGAAAUAUUUAACUUAUAUUUAUUUCGCUCAUCAUUCUGCCACUUGAACCUCGACAAAUUUCCAUGAGUUUGGCUCGAGUUCAACUCGAAGACAAAUUUCUAUGAGUUCGACUCAAGCUCGACUCGAAGAUAAAUUUCUUUGUUUAACUCGAACUCGACUCGAUGCUGAAAUAGGGUGACUUGACCCAUCACUAUUUAAAAUACAUCGUUUUAUACGGGAAAGAUACCUACACUAAGCGCUCGGCAUCUAAUACAGUCAAACCUCUAUCUAUCGAACUCGCAUGUAUCGAUUGUCCGUGUUUAUCGUAUACUUUCUACGGUCCCGGCAAAAUUUCCAUACAACUAAGGUUAAAAAAGUCCGCUUGUACCGAUGUUCGGAUUAUCGUUUUGUCCGCAUUGAUCGUACAAAAUAUGUGGUCCAGUCACUAUAAAUUAUAAUAGAUGAUCGUUUAACCAUAAAGAUUUUGCAGAAAUAACCAUUUCUUAGACAGAAACCGUCAUAAAAAAGUAACGAUUGUAUACAGAAGUAGUAAAAAUCACCUUAAAUCUGCAGCCAAGUAAUGGAGCGUGUAAACAUGAAGAAAA